Messenger RNA from Chiroxiphia lanceolata (lance-tailed manakin), 895 nucleotides. RefSeq names its product translation initiation factor IF-2-like. NCBI's taxonomy places the organism in Eukaryota, Metazoa, Chordata, Aves, Passeriformes, Pipridae. The record is from RefSeq and is a predicted model, not a curated record. The transcript has 3 exons. Bases 1 to 825 code for a protein of 274 amino acids.
AUGGCGCAUCCAUGCACCGCCGCGGCCGGGCGCGGGCGGGCAGCGGCACCCCCAAGUCACCGGCACCGAGGUGCUGCCUGCGCGCCCGCCGCCGCCUGCGAGCGGCACUCCCCUCCCCGGCGCGGGCUGGCCGGCAGCCGGCAGCCUUCCCCCGGCUCCCCGAGCGAACGCCGGCCGCCUCACAGCCGCCGCGCCUCGGGGAGGCGGCCCAUGGCCCCUUCCCCGCCGGGAUCCACUAGUGCAGGAGCGCUUCAGGCCGAGAAAGCAGGAGGCGGCGCCGGAGCCGCGGGGCGCGGGCAGAGCAGCAGCAGCAGCUCCCCCAUUCCCGGCCGCUGCGCGCCGAGCGAGCAGCGGGAAUGCCGCGGCCGGCACGGGCAGCCCAGAGCAACGCCGGGCAACGGGGCGGCCGCCAGCGCCCCCGCGCGGCCAACGGCGGAGCCGCCCCCGACCCGAGGAGACCUCCCCGCCGGGCGGGAAGGAGGGAGAGUCCACCCGGGAUAUCCCCCGCCUCCGCCGGGAACAGAUAGAGAGGCUGCGAGAGACAAAGGGGGAGCGGGGCCGCCAGACUUUCCAGCCGCAUCAGAGGAGCGGGAGCGACUCAUCCUUGACUCCCGUGGAAUAAAGAAUGAAGCACAGUCCUUCUUCUCCAUUAUAAAAGCAUGUGAGCUGAAAAAAGACCCACAAGCAGCACUGAGAACGGUUGGACUAAGAAGAAGGGAUAAAGAAGCCUGCUUACAGACAUGCUGUAGCUCUAAUGACCUUUUCUGCAUUUUCAGCUCAAUAGAAACAAAUGCCAGACUGGACACAAGCCAUACAGACAUUUAACAGACAGUGGCCGGCAAUGCGGUGGCCAUUUGCUGGCACAUGACAAUAAAUGAGAACAUCUGAAAAAGUA